CUUAACUACUGUUAAUAACUUCUGAGGAAAAUUAUUAACCUUGCCUUACUGUUUUGUAUCAGGGCGAGAAAUAAUCUGAUAAGAAAAACAUUGGUUUCGAAAUUGUCACUAUAGAGUGAUAAUGACUAAAAAUAAAUCACCAUACAGUUAAUUUCAAUUCAUUAGUUAGCUACAGUUAGUGUGUUCUAGUUAUCCAAUUUAUCAGACAUCUUAAAGAUGAAGUUAAUUUUAAUAUUUGGAUUAAUUUUUAUUGGAUUUUUCAAUCCCAUGAAGACAUCGGCCUAUGAACUCUCAAUUGGCAGCAGAUUCUCGCAAAAUGCAGUAAUAUACCAACUUUUUGAAAUGUUCAGAGGAAUUAUCAAAUGCGGGGAUGCCGACAAAAAUGUGCCGGUGAUGGAUCCAUACAAGUUUAAUUUGGAAAAGGCACAACUUCAGGCUGUAAUAAAUGCUGAAUUAAACAUUACCAAUGGAGUGGUCACCGGUCUAAGCGACUUUCGACUCGAAGAUUUUGUAUUCAAGAAAGAUGAGGUGUCCUUAGACGUCGUUAUAAAAAUACCCGUCAUCAAGUUGGACUCUGAAUAUUAUGAAAUGGAAGGGAAAAUAUUAGAAAUAUUUCCUAUCGCAGGCACGGGAUUCCUUUAUGUUAUUGCAAAAGAUGUCACAAUCUACAGUAGGCUCUACUUGAAACAAUCAACCAAUGGAAAAUGUGUCGUCAUUGAUAGACUUGAAAAUACUAGCUUUACCGUAGACAAGAUUUUGAGCCACACAGAGUUCGACAAAAACAUUGACAACGUCCUGAACGCAAUUAUUGAAGACCUCCUCGCCGGCUAUCUCACGAGAUUCAGCAAGUUUAUAUCAAAGACUUACGAGGGCUAUGUCGUCAGUAUGCUAAAUGAAGUUCUUAAUAAGUAUGAGACGUGGAGCAUUCUGGCUACGAUACUACACAAAUAAACAUCCAAAAUAUUUAUCCAUA
Messenger RNA from Ostrinia nubilalis (European corn borer), 973 nucleotides. RefSeq lists its product as uncharacterized. Bases 217 to 951 code for a protein of 244 amino acids. NCBI's taxonomy places the organism in Eukaryota, Metazoa, Arthropoda, Insecta, Lepidoptera, Crambidae. The record is from RefSeq and is a predicted model, not a curated record. The transcript is spliced from 6 exons.